UAUUUUAGAGCAGCCAACCACUGGUCGAAGCUACAACAGGCUGACUUUUGCUGUGAAAUGAGCUCUGACUUGAGCGUAACGCCACACCUGCUAUUAAACAAAGGGAGGGACUUUGCUCAGAGCCGAUCUGUCACGGCUCACCUCGGUGUUCCGCGGUUCCACCUCGGUCUGAGACGGACUGCUCUGAAAAUCCGACCUGAACUGCGUCCACAAAAACUUUAAGGCGCCGCCUUUAAGUUUCGUUUCUUCGUCACUGCAGCUGUAGAUUUCAUGAUGGCCGAAGCCGACGACUCUGGCUUUUCUCUCAUGAGCCUGGAGGACGAGCUGACCUGCAGCAUCUGUCUGAGCACCUUUGACUGCCCGGUCACCAUCCCCUGCGGACACAACUUCUGCCAGAACUGCCUGCUCGCCACCUGGAAGGACUCCUACAGCUGCCCCCAGUGUCGGACCCUGUUCGCCACCAGGCCGGAGCUGAAGAAGAACACGGUCCUCAGCACCGUGGUGGAGACCUUCAGGGUCAGGUCCAACAAGACCGAAGGUGGUGGUGGUGCUGCUGCUGCAAGCAAACCCGAGAAGAAGAGGGAUGUGGUCCGCUGUGACACGUGUAUGGAGGCCGAGGCAGCCCAGACCUGUCUCACCUGCAUGGCCUCCUUCUGUGAGGAGCACCUGCGGCCCCACCGGGAGAACCCCAUUUUCCGCCUCCACCAGCUGUCGCCCCCCGUCGGGGACCUGAUGGAGCGGAUCUGCACCGACCACCACAAGCUGAUGGAGCUCUUCUGCAGCCAACACCAGCGUCCGAUCUGCAGCCUCUGCCUGCAGCAGGUCCACAAAGGCUGCUCCUUCACCUCUCCAGAGGAGCAAAGGAGCAAGAAAGAGGUGGACCUGAGAGAGAAGUUAGUUUUUCUGGAUGGAAAGCUCUCGAAGAACGAGAGUGUAAUUUCUCAAAUGAGGGUCAUGCAGAACAAGCUAAGGGAGUCGGCCAUCCACAGGAAAAGUGCCUUGUCGGCCGGGUAUCAGCAGAUGCGGGACAUGAUGACCAGAGAGGAGGGUGACGCCCUGAAGGCAAUAGACAAAGAGGUGGAGACUGGUGAAACCAAAAUCAGAGGUCUCAUCUCAAAGUUCAGCGAGAACGUCGACAACAUCGGCAAAGCUAAAGAGGAAAUCUUCUGUCUGCUGGGUCAGUCCCAAACCCUGGCCUUCCUGCAGACUUCAUUUAACCUUCCCCAGGCUGUAAGCUAUGACCCUUACAGCCCUCGAAUCACUCUGGACUCCAAGAAGGUCGUGCAAUCCGAGGCCUUUGCUUUGACAUUGAAGAACUACCUGACAGAGCUCUUGAAGCAACCCGUGGAGGCCAGAAUCCCCAAACUCAUAGCAGACAUAAAUACUGGCACAUUUGCAGCGGGUGAAAGAGCAGCUUCUGCCUCUGGGCAUUCAACUACGAGUCUUGGACAGGAAUCCGAUCCAAGCUUUCCCCUGCCGAACCCUCGACUCCCCAGAUCCCACAGUCCAGCUCCUCAGGCCAAACCGGCCCAAAAGAAGAAACCUCAAAAAGCCCCAAAAAACCCUUCACUGACCACCGAAACCAAUCCAGGCAAUAAGAAACUGGGAAAAUCUAUAGAAAACCUGAUGGAGUUUGGUGUGAAAGAAAAACCAAGGGGACGUCCUGCUGCUGCUGAAAACAAAGAAGUAACUGAGACUACAGACAUUCCCUCAGAGAUAAGCUCUGCCGAGAAACGAAGUGACCUUAUGAAAUAUGGCACCGUGCUCAAUUUUGAUCAAAGAACGGCCCAUAAACGCAUCGAACUAAGCGAGAAUUUCACCAAGGCCUCGGUGUCUGACGAGCACACAAACUACCCCGACUGCCCAGAGCGCUUCGCCGUCUGCUCCCAGGUCAUGGCCUCCAAGGGCUUCUCCGCAGGCCGCCAUUACUGGGAGGUGCGACUGAGCAGCAACAACUUCAUCGGCAUCGGGCUGGCUUACAGCAGCAUCGACCGCAAGGGCCCCACCAGCAGGCUCGGUCGCAACAGCAAGUCCUGGUGCGUCGAGUGGUUCAACGUGAAGCUGUCGGCCUGGCACAACAGCUCGGAGGCGGUGCUGGUCAAUCCGAACCCGAAGCGCGUCGGGGUGCUGCUGGAUUGUGAGGAGGGCAGGGCUACGUUCUACAACGUGGCAGACAGGGCGUAUCCCUUCCAUUCGUUUAGUUUUCAGUUCGCUGAGGCCGUCUACCCAGCCUUCUGGAUUUUCUCCAGUGGCUCUUACAUUACUCUGUGCAAGCUUCAGUAGAGUUCGACGUGCAGUUAAAAUGUGAAAGCUGCAUUAUUUACGGUGAAGCAUGAGGAAAAACACAAGACUAUCUGGUGCGUCAUUCAGCACUGGUUAGUCUGGAAUGAGGAAGUGGAAAUAAAACAGUAAUCAAAGUAAGGAUCCUUAUUAACCCAACUAAAAUGUUUAUUUAAACUACAAACCAAAAAUUACCAGUGUGUUUCUCUGUGAUUGGCUAAUACAUACUCCAUUUAACUUCUUCAUCACACUUGUAUCCAACAAUUUCCCUCAUUAUCGUCACUACUAGGCAUACUACGCAUUAUAGGCAUACUACGCAGGAGGUAUUUCUAAACUCAAAGUUUCUAGUUUCCAUUGAACUGUACUUUGCAAGACAGAACUCACUUUGAGAGAUAUUGUUGUUUUAAUAUCACAAGAUCCAGAAACAAACAUAUUUACAAGUUAAGCAGCUAAAGCUAAGACAAUAUAAAAGUGGGGGGUCAUUGAUUAGUGGUCAGUUGGUUUUACUUGAAGUCUUCCCCCAGAUAAAUUGGCAACAUAAAAUAAGACGAGGAGUUCCUACAAUGACACAUUAUGUUUAUGUUUAGCUAUACCUUGCUUAGUAUACCUUUAAACACUUCUUUCUUGAUUAUUUUAUUUCCCUAGUCAGUAAAGACGCUCCAUGGUGUUCUCACCCGUACGUAUGUGGAUCUGUCUUUAUUUUGGUUGGACCAUUCCUUUAUGCCCUGUCAUAAGGUGAUCCUUAUACAAGGAUUAUUAAGGCUAUGAUUCGGUGCUGACUGACUAAGCGGACAGAUGAAAGCCUUAAUACAUAAAUGGGUGGGAAGGGCUGAGGGUGGAUCAUAAUAAAGCACUUAGCUCUUGGUGGACGGUGUUGGAGCUUCGGUUUUGGUCAUACGGCUGAAAGAGAAGCUGGUGUUGGUAUUUGGUUUAGAGUAAAAGCUGCUGAAGCAUUUUACUCGAGUGUUUGGAUUUGGUGAUUGGGACUAGCUUCUGUGUUUUGUUCCUAAUUAUGGGAUGUAUUUAAAGGAAAACAUUUGAUUUUAAAACAUCCAGUGUAAUUAAGGAAUAAGACUUGACUGUCUUUCAAUCAGUGUGGAUUGGAGAUAGUCACACUUUUUUUUUUUUCGUUUUUCUUUUCUUAAUCUGAAACAGAAAAUAUACAGCAGGGCAGGAGCUGAGCUUGUGGCAGUGGACCAGAUUAUUACUAUUACACUCUUAAAAUAUGUGUUAUGAGCGAUAAUCUGGGUUCAGUUUUUCAGAUCUGUUUUUGAAAUUCCUGCACAAUAUCAGAAAAUCACUUGCAAUAUUCUUGUGAAAUACUGCAGUGAUUAUUUCAGUUGCGACAAAUCCACAGUGAUAUGAUCACACUUCAGGUUAAGGAGUGUACUGAUGGAUUUAGAAACUUUACAGACCCUGUUUCUCCAGUGUUGCUCUGUCCUUUUAAGGCAUCUGGCAGCAAAUCUUUUUGAACAAACACCUGCAAAGUCUUUACUUUUGACUGCUGGGUGUUUGCUUCCUAUGAGCAUGCAGGUCUUUCAGCUUCCACUUUGUUCAGGGAGAAGUUGAGAAGCUUGAUAUCGAGGCUUUGGUAUUUGGAAAUGGGAAGAAAAGAGUUGUAAAAAAAAAAAAAAAAAAAAAGAAGUACACCCAACAUGAUAAAAUUCUUACAAUUCAGUAAAAUCAUCUCUUACCACAAAAAAUCAAUUUUAGGUUAGUAAAUCUUGUUUAAAUUGUGAAAAUGAAUCGCUUGUCAUUUUAUGUGCAGUGUUUUUAUAUUAAGCAAUGCGUUUUAAAACCUGCUUUUAUUUGUAGAGGAGGCUAUAAAGACCAGAUGGAGAAUCACAGCAAAAAAAGUAUAUGAUGAGAUGAAAAUAUUACUUGUCCACACUAUGCCAAAUCUUAGAAAUCAGAGUAAAUGGAUACGUUUACUUUGUCGGGAUUACCAAGCCUUGAGUGUUGACUUCAUUUCUUUGAUCAGAGCAGACGUCAUAUAGAGUCUGUUUCACUAAAGAAAUGAAACAUCCGUUUCUCUCUUUCGUUCACCUGGAAGACUUUUUUUGGCUUCACUGGUGGCGUUUGGAUGAGGAAAAGAUGGAGAGAACGGGGAUAUUCAGCAACAGUCCAGGUCCAGAUUUGAACUUGGUUCUGUUGUGCCCCACAGAGAUGAAACACUUUAGUUUCCUCUAAAAGUUGGGAAAGCGAGCCAACGGGAUGCUCUGUUGGCUUAAUGUGAGCUGACUAUAAGGAGGGAAGAUUUCCAAUUCAUGAAGUUUUAUGUUGCCUGAUGCUUUCCUGAUGCUUACUAGAAGUGCUUUCAGCUACUAUUAAGAUGAGUAAUUAAUCAAUCUUUUCUUCUGCUGUUUCAAGCCUAAAAUCAUUCUAAAUAAGUUCUUUUAAUGGAAUAAACGAUAAUGAUCUGUUAGAAUGUGUUGUAUUUAAUCAUCUGAUUGAAUCACAAGUUUGCACCAUCAUGAGGCGCAAACUUGUGUGCCUGUUUGCCUUUCUUCAAUGCAAUGUAAUUUUUCUUUUGGAUUAAUAAAGUAUAAUUGAUUGAUUGAA
Molecule: messenger RNA, 4842 nt
Organism: Poecilia latipinna (sailfin molly)
Lineage: Eukaryota; Metazoa; Chordata; Actinopteri; Cyprinodontiformes; Poeciliidae
Gene: trim25
Product: tripartite motif containing 25
Exons: 11
Coding region: 271-2283 (670 amino acids)
Molecular function (GO): zinc ion binding; protein binding
Source: RefSeq, a predicted model, not a curated record